AUGGGGACGCGGUUCAGAAAUGCAAAGCCAUAUCUGCUGUUAUUGGCAGUUCAAUUUGGCUCUGCGGGCAUGUUCAUUUUUGCCAUGGAUGCUAUCAAGAAGGGGAUGAGCCAUUAUGUUUUCAUUGUGUAUCGUAAUGCCAUCGCUUCUGUAACUCUCGCUCCCUUCGCAUUUGUUCUUGAAAGGAAAGUUAGGCCAAAGAUGACUGUGCGGGUAUUUUCAGAGAUCAUGGCACUGGCUUUCUUCGAAAUAAUACUGGAUCAGUGCUUUGCCCUUUUGGGCAUGAAAUUCACGUCAGCAUCUUUCCUAUCUGCUGUGAUGAACUCCGCACCCUCCAUUACUUUUGUCAUGGCUGUUAUUCUAAGAUUGGAGCACAUGAAGAUUAAUGAGAUAGCAUGUCAAGCCAAAGUAAUUGGCACAGUAAUAACUUUCGGAGGCACCUUGUUAAUGGCACUGUACAAAGGCCCCGUACUUAGUUUUUUGGGAUCAUCAACCAACCAUGUCGCACAGCCUGAGAACACCAGCAAUCCUACAGGCAACCAUUGGAUCAUAGGGACAUGUUUCCUCCUCAUUGGUUGUGCUGGCUUCUCUGCAUUUUACAUAUUGCAAGCCAUAACAUUGAGAAAAUACCAAGCAGAGAUGUCCUUGGCCACUUGGGUUUGCUUCGUAGGUGCACUUCAAAGCUCUGUUGUAGCAGUCUUCGCAGAGUGGCACCAACCUCGUGCUUGGUCCCUUGGUUGGGAUACAAGACUUUUCGCUCCUGCUUAUGCGGGAAUAGUUACAUCUGGAGUCCAGUAUUACAUACAAGGCAAGGUCACAAAAGUUAUGGGCCCCGUUAUUGUGACUGCUUUUAAUCCCUUGCGUAUGAUCAUUGUCUCGGCCUUGGCCUGCAUCAUCUUAUCUGAGCAACUCUACCUUGGAAGCAUUAUUGGAGCAGUAGUUGUGGUUUUUGGGCUUUAUCUAGUUGUGUGGGGAAAAUCUAAAGAAUGCAAAGGUCGAUUGGCACCGUCCCCUACAGAGGAUAACUCUACACAGGACCAACAGCAGCUACCGGUAACAGUUCCCAAAAACGAUAUUAGUGAUAGUAAUGCUAAAGUAGACCUUCACUGUAAUGAAAGAAACGAUGUGGUGGCCACAAUAUCAAAAUGA
Abrus precatorius (Indian licorice) is the source of this 1149-nucleotide messenger RNA. RefSeq names its product WAT1-related protein At4g08290-like. NCBI's taxonomy places the organism in Eukaryota, Viridiplantae, Streptophyta, Magnoliopsida, Fabales, Fabaceae. Gene Ontology annotation, cellular component: plasma membrane. The transcript is spliced from 7 exons. The coding region runs from base 1 to 1149 and encodes 382 amino acids. Gene Ontology annotation, molecular function: transmembrane transporter activity. The record is from RefSeq and is a predicted model, not a curated record.